AUACCACCAAUUCGGAAUCUGUGGGACUUAUGGGUGGAGCGUCUCCCUCUAAUGUUCAACCCUGGUUCAGAGGUAACGGUGGAUGAGUGCCUGGUGCCAUUUCGAGGUAGAUGCUCAUUCAAGCAGUACAUGCCUAAUAAGCCGGCGAAAUAUGGAUUGAAAAUCUGGGCAGCAUGUGACGCCAGGAAGAGUUACGCAUGGAACAUGCAAGUUUACACCGGCAAGCCUCGAGAUGGCCAGCCAGAGAGAAACCAGGGCAUGCGUGUGGUCCUUGAUUUGACCACUGGUCUCCAGGGUCACACAGUCACCUGUGAUAAUUUCUUCACUUCCUAUGCCCUUGGCCAGGAGCUCCUGAGAAGGAAGUUGACCAUGGUUGGCACAGUUCGCAAAAACAAACCUGAACUCCCACCUGCUCUAUUAACGACGAGAGACCGAACUGUGUUUUCCUCUCUUUUUGCGUUCAAUGAAACACACAGUCUUGUGUCGUAUUGCCCCAAAAAGCAUAAAAAUGUGCUGCUCAUGAGCACAUGUCACAAGGAUGGCAAAAUCAGUGACAGGGAGGACAAGAAGCCAGAGGUCAUCUUGGACUACAAUCGCUGCAAAGGCGGAGUUGACAACCUUGACAAGAUGGUUGCAUGCUACAGCUGCAAGCGAAAGACUAAUCGAUGGCCAAUGGUUGUCUUCUCCACAAUCCUCGAUGUUUCGGCCAUAAAUGCCUUUGUGGUGUGGAGAGAAGUCAAUCCAUCAUGGGAGAGAGGGAAGAGUAUAAAAAGGAGGCUCUUUCUAGAGCAGCUGGGAAAAGCUCUGGUGUCCCCUCAAAUGGAGCGACGACAACGAGUGCCUCGUACACCAGCCUCUGCAGCAAUUCUGAAGAGACAACAACAGCAUUCGUCCAACGAGCCAGGGCCAUCCACUGAUCCACUCCAAAAAAGAAAACGGUGCCAGGUUUGUCCAUGGGCAAAGGACACCAAAACUGACAAGCAGUGCACAAACUGCAAAAGAGCCAUUUGUGCUGCUCAUACGGUGUUCCUGUGCCAGAUGUGCGUGGACUGAUUAUAGUUUUACAUUUUGUUUUACAUGUUUUUUUGUAGCUUGUUAUUGCUUUUUAUGUUCAGAAUUUUAUUGGAAAAAAUGUUAGAAUGUUAGAUUAGAUGUUCACUCUUAUUGCUUUUGUUUUCAUAUUAUUUAUUUUAUUUAUUUUGCAUUCUAAAGUUAAUUAUUUAUUUUUACACUUUGUUCAAUAAAAUCAACAAUGUGCAACUAAAAUCUGACUCCAAGUCUUGUCCUUUAGG
Pimephales promelas (fathead minnow) is the source of this 1292-nucleotide messenger RNA. Lineage: Eukaryota; Metazoa; Chordata; Actinopteri; Cypriniformes; Leuciscidae. The record is from RefSeq and is a predicted model, not a curated record.